Arabis nemorensis is the source of this 6474-nucleotide messenger RNA. The record is from the annotation of a GenBank genome assembly. NCBI's taxonomy places the organism in Eukaryota, Viridiplantae, Streptophyta, Magnoliopsida, Brassicales, Brassicaceae.
AUGUCGAGUAAAGUCUCCUCAAGUGGAGAGCUCUUGAGCCGGUGGAGAAGAAUCGAAGAAGACGAAGAGGAAAAUGAUGAUUCGGAUCCCUCUACAGUACGACGUCUUAAUCAGCGCAAAGAACAAUGGUUUACUGAUGCAUUCAGUUUAUUGAUAUCUUUGCCGAAAGAUACUCAUAUUUGGUGUGGGCAUGGAGAUGUAAUGGGACCUCUUCUCGAGACGUUUUACAAUUUCUUCAAAGAUAAUAGAGAUGAUUCACCUCUCAAGGUCUUGUGGAAGAGAAUCUCUGAAGAAAUGCGGCUUUGUGCCCAAUGCAUUUGUCAGCAUCAUCAGACUCAGGAGAUGUAUGAAAAAGAGUAUGAGUGUUCUUCUGUUGGUCCACUACUUGCUGUGUUAAGAAAACUUGAUGAGGAAAGGGUGACUAGGCACUUGCAAGAGAUCAACUUGAAAGUCGAAAAAGGAACAUAUGAUCCAGAUCAUCAUCAUGCAGAAGUUGUUAGUGUAAUGUACGAGGUUUUGAUGUUUCCGUUCUUCUUUGACGAUAUGUCCUUAUGCUCUGAGUUUGAGAAAUUCAUUGAGUCAAUCGACAACAUUCAUGAGCUAGCAUUUGCUGAGAAUCAAGAAUUUCCGGGCGUGUAUGCACUUCUUUUUCUCAAUAGAAGGGUGCGUGUAAUUGGUUGUCGCUUGGCGAGGGCCAUGGGGAAGUUGAGGUCAGCAACCCAGUUGGAACGUCUUCAGCCAUUGCUCAAGAAAUUCGUUGGAAUUCUGGAGAUGGAGGGACUGCCUUCUGCAUCUCAGGAACCACGGCCGAGGAUUUAUCUAGACCGCUCAGCCAUAUGGCUUGGGAUGACAUCAUUGCUCGAGUUCUUAGAAGGCCCUGCUUUUGAAGAGGGGAUAUUAGAGCCUUAUCCCAUUUUUGUUGAUACUGUGUUGAAUCAUAUAAGCGGUGAUUCACCUGAAUUUUCGCUGGCUGUUAAUUGCCUGAAAGAGCUAUUUAAGACACUUGGUUGUAAGCUUUGGCUUAGGUCUACCUUGUCCCCAAGUGUGAUGCGUAACACAUUAUUGGGUCAGUGUUUCCACACAAAGGCUGAGAAGAUCCACAAAGCCAUUUUUGAUCUUUUCCAGCCAUUAUUACAGUCCCUUGAGGCUUUGCGAGAUGGUGAGCAUGAAAAGCAACGUAGACACUUUCUCUACUUUCUGCUUCAUCAGGUCCCAGUUAGCAGUAACUUCAGCAUUUUAGCUAGAAGAAUUGGCCACAAGAUUGCUCUUCUUAUUGUACUCAGAGGUUACAAGAUGAACCCACCUUGCCCUCCCUUUGAGUGUGCACACAUGUGGGGCCCAUCUCUUGUGUCGUCGUUUAAAGAUUCUUCACUUCAUAUUUCAUUACGACAACCUGCAAUUGAUCUUGUCCAAGCUAUCCUGGUAUCUGAUGCAACUGCCCUACUAGCUUCGUUGCUACUAUCGCUAUCCCAAGCAGUAUUUUGGUCUCGAUCACGUUUUUGUUUGGUGGAAUCUGAAAAGAGUGACGACAUGACAGUUGAUAUCGAAACUUGGCUUUCAUCUUCUGCUAUUGAAAUCAAAGGCACGCUUGGAUGGAAGGUAGCAACAGGAUCUGAUGACGGUGGGCCAGGAAAGGAGUCCAAAAAUUCAGUGACAGUAUCAAAAAUGUGUCUUACGUUGAUACGAACACUGAAGAGAUUGACCAAUUGUUUUCUAGUCCAAAUGGGUGAAGAACAUCGAAAACAGUGGACCUGGGUACCAGGGAUGGGAGAAACCUUCAUCCUUUCGCUUUCAGACCCAGAUGAUAAUUUAAGGCAGUUUGGAAAGUCUAUGCUGGAACACGUUUCAAAUACCAGAGGUCUGUCUUGUGGGCUGAAGUUUCUCUGCUCUCAAAGUUCACACCUUGUAUUUGUUUUUUCUGGAGCUAGACAUGUUUUACAGCAGGUCCAUUUAAGCUCUGUUCUACGAAGUUUUCAGAUCCUGCACCAUUUUUUAUUUUUAUUAUUCAAGCUGCUGAAGGAAGGGGAUGUGGCCAUUGCUGACAGUGUGAAGAGUUCCGCAGGGGGAUUUUUGAGGCAACCUGACUUUAAUGCUCCUCCUGUGAUUGAGAGUAGAAAUUCCUCGAGUGCUACCCCGGAGUUGCUGAAGUUUCUCUACUCGCUGGCAGAAGUUGCCUGGGGAGCGGUAAGGAAGUGCUUAGCUGAGGGAAAGUCUUUCAUCCAUCAAAGUCUUUGCCAGAUGACAUGUGUACGUUUGCUUGAGACACUUCCUGUCGUUCUGGGAAAACUUAGACUAAGCGGUGAAGAGUCAUGUGCUACUAGAGGAACUUUGAAAGAUGCAUCUGAUCUAAAAUGGCUUCCUGAUCUAAUUUAUUGGGGAAGGUCACAACUUAAAGUUGUUGUUGCGUAUUGGAGACGAGCAUUAGCGGCUUUGCUAGACAUCUUGCAAGGAUCAAAGAGUGACGCUUGUUCCUCGGCAGUCCAGGCUAUCAGACGUGUUCUAUCUUCUGAUGAUCUUGACAUCGAGCAAUUAGCAGAACAAAUCUCACGUCUUGUUCCCAAGGCAAAUGAGUACCAGAUUCUCAAACCUGUUAAUGUUGUUGGCAAAGCACCGGAUAAUUACAUGGAUCUAACAGAGGAUGAGAAUGAGAAGGAAUCAUUGAAGAACUUACCUUGUCUGCAUAAGUCUCAUCAACUUGAUAUCAAUAAAACUCUUCAACCGGCCAAAAGCAUCUCACAGGUUUCCUCUCUGAAGAAGAGUACAUCUAGUAAUGAAACUUCAAACUUUUCGGCUGCAGUUAUGUCAGAGAAAGAUGUUUCAGUGAGCUCCAGCAACAUUGUCAGGGACCUUCCCACCGCAAAUGCUGAGCCAAGCAAGGUUGGUAGUAUGAGUAGGGCAGCAGAAAACAGACAAAAUGUGGGAGGUCGUCUUUCAUUUGAAAACGGAGUCAACUUAAAGAAUGCUACUGAUGAACCCAUUUCUCGUGGAACUUCAAAAGAGGCCCAGAAAUCUGCAACUUCCAACACAAAAGGCGUGGAUUUGAGAAAGAUUGUUAGUGAGACAGAGGUUGAUCCACUGGACUUGGCACUAAAAUCUCUGAAACCACAGUCAUUACCCCUGGUAAAACCAGGGCCCGUUGUUCCCAAACGACAAGUCAUUCAACUUUGUGCACCUGUAAAUAAGAGAUCUGAUCGUUGGCAGAGGCAAGAAGCUGGAUUUAAAAGAUUCAGGCCACCGAAGCUUGAAGAUUGGUUUAGAAAGAUUUUGGAAAUGGACUAUUAUGCAAUAGUGGGAUUGGCGUCAACGAAUAAAGAUGAGAAACAGAAUGUCACAAAGUUUAGGGAAGUUCCAGUGCGUUUUGGCUCACCUGAGCAAUAUAUUCAGAUUUUCCAGCCGUUGGUGCUAGAAGAGUUUAAAGCACAGUUGCAAAGUUCAUUCCAGGAGAUAUCAUCACUGGAGGAAAUAUAUUAUGGUCUUCUGUCAGUUUUAUCGGUUGAAAGAGUUGAUGAUUUUCACUUUGUCCGUUUUAUGCAAGACGAAAAUGAUGACCCCAACUUGAAAACUUUCUCUGAGAAUGACUUGAUUUUGUUCACAAAAGAGUAUCCAGAAAACAGUAGUCCUGGUGUUCAAAUGAUGGGAAAGGUGGAAGGACGGGAAUGGGAUAAUGAAAAACGGUCCAGUAUUUUGAAUGUACGUUUGUAUCUUCUGAAUGCGUCUUCACGACUAAAUCAAGCUAGAAGGAAUCUCUUGGAACGUAGCCAGUGGCAUGCAAGUCGCAUUCUAAACAUUACGUCCCAAAUUAGAGAGUUUCAAGCUCUGUCAUGCAUCAAGGAUAUUCCCGUUCUUCCGGUGAUCUUAAGUCCUGUGAGUGACUCCAACUAUGACUAUGAAAUUAAAGGAUCAGAUCUGCGAUCACUACCACAUCCUCUACAACAAAUACUCAAAUCAUCUUUCAAUGAGAGUCAACUUCAGGCUAUUAGUGUUGCCAUUGGCUCAUCCAAUUUGACGAAAGCUUUUGACAUUUCACUUAUUCAGGGGCCUCCAGGAACUGGCAAGACUCGCACUAUUGUUGCAAUUAUCAGUGGUUUGCUUGCAUCUGUUUCACGUAAAACAAGUGACAAUGGAAAUUCUGAGCAAGAUCAUAAUUCUUCUACAACUUCUAGGCAGAGAAUGAAUCCGAAUGUGGCUAUUGCAAGGAUAUGGCAAGAUGCAGCUCUGGCCAAACAGCUAGAUGAUGACGGGGAAACAAAUAAAAAGAUAGCAGAAAAGAUUGGUAGGGGAAGAGUCUUGAUCUGCGCUCAGUCAAAUGCUGCAGUUGACGAAUUAGUUUCACGGAUAUCUAGUUUAGGCAUCUAUGGCAGAGAUGGGAAGAUGUUCAAACCAUAUCUUGUGAGGGUUGGAAAUGCGAAAACUGUUCAUCCAAAUUCAAUGCCCUUCUUUCUCGAUACCCUUGUCGAUCAGCGUUUUGCAGAAGAGAGAAUGCGGAUAAACAAUGCCAAGAGUAACAAGGCUGCAGAUUCUUCUGCGUUACUGCGCUGUAAUUUAGAAAAGAUCGUUGAUCAGAUCACCCAUUUUGAAGCUAAGCGGGCAAACUUAAACCAGGAAAGUUUAGACUCCAAAGAUAAGCUGGGUAAUAAAAACCUUGAUAAAGAUGAUGAUGGCAAGCCAAUGUCUGAUGCAGAGCUUGGAAUAAGAUUGCGGAGGCUAUAUGAGCAAAAGAGAAAAAUUUACAAAGAUCUUAGUGCUGUUCAGGCUCAAGAGAGAAAAGCUAACAAUGAAAUUAGAGCAUUGAAACAUAAGUUGCGAAAGUCUAUUCUUAAAGAAGCUCAGAUAGUCGUUACAACUUUAAGUGGUUGUGGAGGAGACUUGUACAGUGUGUGUGCUGAAUCUUUAUCAGCCCAUAAAUUUGGCAGUCCAUCUGAAGAUAAUUUAUUUGAUGCGGUAGUUAUAGACGAAGCAGCUCAGGCUCUGGAGCCGGCUACAUUAAUACCUCUACAGCUGUUAAAGUCGAGAGGAACAAAAUAUGUAAUGGUUGGAGACCCAAAGCAGCUUCCAGCAACUGUUCUCUCUAAUGUUGCUAGUAAAUUUUUGUAUGAAUGCAGUAUGUUUGAACGUCUACAAAGGGCUGGGUACCCUAUCCUUAUGCUUACGCAGCAGUAUAGGAUGCAUCCAGAGAUUUGUAAAUUCCCGUCUAUGCACUUCUAUGACAAUAAGUUGCUAAAUGGCGUUGACAUGUCAAGCAAAUCAGCCCCAUUUCACGAGAGCCAGUGUCUGGGGCCAUAUGUUUUCUUUGAUAUUAUUGAUGGGCAAGAGCAUCGAAGUGGGGACUCAAGCUCCGUGUGCAAUGAACAAGAAGCUGAAGCUGCUGUUCAACUGCUUCGAUUUUUCAAAAAGAGAUACCCGUCUGAAUUUGUCGCUGGAAGGAUUGGCAUCAUUACUCCCUACAAACGUCAGCUUUCGGUUUUGCGUUCUCGUUUCUCUAGUGCAUUUGGAUCCCAAGUGGCAGCUGAUAUGGAACUGAAUACUGUGGAUGGCUUUCAAGGCAGAGAGGUUGACAUAUUAGUGUUAUCCACUGUAAGAGCUACUCGUUCUUCUUCUGAUGGGAGCAAUCAAAGUCGGAUUGGUUUUGUUGCAGAUGUAAGACGCAUGAAUGUUGCUCUCACAAGAGCAAAACUCUCCCUUUGGAUUUUGGGAAACACACAAACCUUGCAAAGAGACCAUAACUGGGGCGCUCUUGUGAAAGAUGCAAAUGAAAGAGGAGUCAUCAUACCAGUUAAGAGACCGUACAACUACAUGUUUGGCGAGAAAAAGGCGGAUCAAAAGCAUGACAAUCUUCCAAAGAAUUUUCCUGAGCCUGAGAAACAGCAUUCUCGCCGUAAAGAACAGAGAGCAGAGACAUCAUCUGACAGAAUAAUGAGGAAAUCUGAUGGAGAUGUUGUGUCUCUCUCUUCAAAGGGAUCAGAGAGCAAGCACAGUAGACGAAAAGCCAAAGAAGAAGCUUCUUCUCACAGGGGAAAACUAGCUGCAAGCAGUGAGAAAGUAACAUCCGAAGUUAAUCCUAGAUGGAACCAAGAAAAGAGAGAAAAAAUGAAAGGUACAGGGAAAAGCAGUAACCCGGAGAUUCAAGAUGUAAAUACUUUGAAGAACGAAGAUCCAAAUGCAUCAAAGAGAUCUAAGAAGGCUUCAUCAAAGCCUGACAGUAGCAAGAGGGCAAAUCCCACAGAUGAGAUUGAACAGAGAGAGAGACAGAUAAGAAAAGGCAAUGCUUCUAAUCAAGGAGGUGUCCAAGAUACGAUAUCCAAACGAAAACAACAGCGCGAAGCUGUUGCUGCUAUUCUAAAUUCGUCUCUGAUUCCUUCUCACAAGCCCAAACCUCCAAAGCGACCAUUGUCCCCAAGUUCAACUGCAAGCAGUCACGCAAGACCGCCUAAAGCCAUAAAAGAAUCUACCAGGAACAACAGUAAACAAAGAUAA